This is a messenger RNA of Peniophora sp. CBMAI 1063, 2277 nucleotides long. The record is from the annotation of a GenBank genome assembly. Lineage: Eukaryota; Fungi; Basidiomycota; Agaricomycetes; Russulales; Peniophoraceae.
AUGAAACCCAUCCGAGGAAAAACUUUCGCCCAGACAGUAGCGACCACAUCUGUGACGGGUCGUGCAUCCACGGCCGCGAGCCCUGCAGCUACAGGACGAAAGCGUCUGAAUGACCAGCCAGCCCCCACAGUUGAGGCCAUAGAUACUUCGCGUACGAAGAGCGAGCAUCAGAAGGAGGAGAUUCGGCGCCGUAUUUCAAAUCCUUCAACCCCGUCUGCAGCAGGGAGUGAGCAGGCGCACGCGCAGACACAGAAACAGGAGCUGGAGCACAAGCAGGGGCAGGAGUCGGAGAGUUCGUCAGAGCGCGCCGCUUUGGACCUUAAAGUUCUUGAGGCGAAGUUGGAGGCAGCUCAAGCAGAGAAAGAGGCGCUCUUACAACAACGCGACGCCGCACUUCAGAAGAAACAGGCGCUAGAGGAGGAGCGGGACGAUGCGAUGCAGGAGAAGGAAUUAAUGAAGGACCAGGCGGACCAGGCGAAGAGGGAGAAGGAAGUGCUUGAGAAGAGAGAAAGCGACGAGCGCGUGCGAGUGCAAUACGAGCUAGAUGAGCUUAAGAAGAAGUUGAGAACUGAGGAGCUUGAGGGGUGGGAGGACUUUCCGCGUCUAUCUGGCGAGCGAGAAGAACGAACCCAGAGGGAGUUAAAGGACGCGAAGUCUCUUUUGCAGACGCGGGAAUCGUUGACUGGCGAUUUGGUCUCCGGGUUCCAAGCCGAACGCGAGGCGCACAUGAAGACACUUGCUUCGACUCGGAAGAAGAUGCAAGCGGAGAUCGAUGGUCUUCAAGUCAAACUUACCUCUACGACGGAAUCCGCUUUAGGCCUCCGACGUCAAUUGGACGAGGCUAUCAACGCACGGAAAGAUGUCGUAACACGUCGUGGUGAGUGCGUCGCGUUGCACUCUGCGUUAGGUGUUGACUUGACGCUACGAGACGAACUCGAAUCGCAACUACGCGAAGUCCGCAAGGCGGUGGAAGACCUUCAAGAAGACGCCAAGCAAGCAGAAGAUGCCGCGAAAGCAAAGAUCUCGACGUUGGAAUCGACACAUUCUCGACGUCAGAAUGAACUCAAAGAGGAACUCGCUACUACUCGACAAAGCUUGAAGUCCGCGGAGAAAGAGAGAGACGACCAUCUGUCAUCGAUAUCUGGAGCUAACGCGCGCAUUGAGGAACUCACUGCCAGUCUUGCUUCCGCGGAGGCAGGUUGUACCAAAGCUGAGCGUCAGUCAACGUCCAUACGCGUCCUCCUCUCAGCUUACUCUGGGGUAGAAAGAGCGCGGGCUGCGGAAGACUCGGCCCGAAAGCGCGUCGCAGAGGAACUACAGAAUCUGCAGAGCAAGUACACGAGUGAAGAAGCGGCCAGGAAAGACGCACAGGCUCGCAUCACGGAGUUGGAAGCGGAGUUGGACGCAUCGCGUAAGGCAGAAGCGAAUGCUACAUCCCAGACCAUGGAGGAAGCAACUGCACGCGAAGCCGCAGGCGCUAGUACACCGCUCGCUGCCGACGAGAUUGAUGAAGUCAACACGCGCCUAGGGCAGGCGCAAGACAGGAUCGAAGAGCUCGAAGCUGAGGCAACCGACGCUGAAGACGCCCGUGCCCUUUUGCAUGCAGAACUUGAAGACUUGAAGACCAAGCUGACAUCCGCCGAAGAAACAACUAAGGAGACACAACGAACUGUUCAGACGCUCGAACGCACACAGAAACAAGCGACGGCAGAUGAAGUGGCUUCGGAGUUAUCUUCAGAGAAAGACUCGACGACGAAUGAAGGACAGCAACGCGCCGACGCAGAAAUUGCCGACCUUCGUAAUCAACUGGCCGCCGCUUCGACGACUGGGGUAGCCUCGCGUAACAAGAUUCGGGAUCUCGAAGAUGCGCUAUCUGAGAAGCGUACAGAUGAAGCUAGGGCUAUCACCGAGCUUGCCCAGACGAAGAAAGAGCUUGAGGAUGCCAGAUCAGAUGCUUCUCGGGACGCUGCGAAGGGAAUAGCAGAGCACAUCCGCGAGGUCGACGAGGCACGCCAACAAGCUAAUGCUGAGAUUGACAGGUUGAAAGCCGAUCUCGCCGCCGCACGCAAUUCGGAACGUGCCACUCAAGUCAAGAUAGACGUAGUAGAAGCUGAGCUUGCUGCGGAGCGUGCGGGUAGUGCGACUACAUCACUGGAGAUCGCGGAGCUACGCGAGGAGCUUGAGCAGUCGAUAGCGGCGGCCAUGCAUCGUGACAGGGAAGAUGAAGGUGCGCGCACGUUAUAUCGGGCUGCACGUACCCUGACUGAGUUCCACUAG